This is a messenger RNA of Penicillium digitatum Pd1, 1509 nucleotides long. RefSeq lists its product as uncharacterized. The record is from RefSeq and is a predicted model, not a curated record. Gene Ontology annotation, molecular function: flap-structured DNA binding; Y-form DNA binding; DNA endonuclease activity. Gene Ontology annotation, cellular component: mitochondrion. Lineage: Eukaryota; Fungi; Ascomycota; Eurotiomycetes; Eurotiales; Aspergillaceae.
AUGCGUCUCUCUGCAGCAUUGUACUCCCCAACGCACCCUUGGCUCGCAUGCUUGAAAUCGGCACAAUUGCAGCGCAUCGCGCGUGCAACAGGUAUCCAAUCGUCUGGUUCGAAGGGUAUUCUUAUUGAGCGCAUUGCAGCGGAGUUGAAGUUGCAGCUGGCUGCCACAGAUGAUGAUGGUGUCGCAGAGGGUGCCAUCACCAGUAGUUCCAAUCGCAUUACCAAAUCUAGUUUUAGUGCAAGCGCCGACAUAAGCCAGGAUCGACAGUUCGAUCGACGGAUAUCAACAGAAUCUGGCUCGAGCAAAAGCAAAGCGAAGACAAUCACCAAGUCAGCAGACUUGUCAAAAUCAAAUCCUGCACAGCCAUGGAGCAUCCUCAGCAUCGAUAUGGGGGUUCAGAACCUUGCAUUCGCGCAUCUACGAUUGCCCCGCGCUGGGGGUCCAGGUAUCGGGAUAGAUACUGCGAACCCAAGACCGCCAGAGCUAACAGCCUGGCACAAACUCGCUGUCUCGGAGAUUUCAAGUUUGAACUUGAGACCCAGGGAUGGGGAUCUUACCAGUGCAAUCAAGUUCGCUGAACCAAUUCCAGGGCCCGGUGACGCCACUGCAUCAUCUCAAGCGAUUCUCCCAGUAGAACCGGAAAAGGACUUGCCCGUCAAAGUGAAGAUCGCCAAAUCUGCCCCGAAAGAACAAGAUGGCUUCUCUCCAGACCUCUACGCUGCAAAUGCGUACACCCUUAUCACCUCACUCAUAGCUGCAUAUCGCCCCACGCAUGUGCUCAUAGAGCGUCAGCGCUUCCGCUCAGGCGGCGGGAGUGCUGUGCUUGAAUGGACGCUGCGCGUUGGCCUGCUGGAGAGUAUGUUGUAUGCCGUUCUCCAUACGCUGCGACAGGAGAGGGGUGGGGAUGUUGCAGAUUUAGUUGUUCGAGGCAUUGACCCGAAGCGGGUAGUCAGGUACUGGCUUGAGGGUGGAUCUGGGUCGUGUGUUCGAAGGAAAGGAGACGUGGAUGAGAAAACACAAGCCGAGGAAAGGGUCAAGGAGAAGAAACCCACUGCACGAGAAGUGAAGAAGGCUAAGAUCGAUCUUAUUGGACGGUGGCUUUCUGCUGCGAUGCAGAAGCAGAUUGCCAAUGCUUCUCUAGAGACGGACGGGGAUCUGAAGAAACUGGAGCUGGGCUUUGCUGCCGACGAUAAGAUUGUGCUCGCGGAUAAAUCCGAGCAUCCUACUCUGCAUGGCGUUGCGGGUGCUUAUAUGCGGAAAUGGCAGGGCCAGAGGCAGACGUCGAAGAAGGGGAAAGGGAAUGGGUCUCGUGCUUUGAAGAGUGAAUCUCUUUCCCUAUUGCCCACACUCCCUGAGUCCAACAUGGGGGAUGAGGUGGCUGCUGUUGAUCCGGCGAAACUCGAUGAUUUGGCGGAUUGUUUAUUGCAGGGUGUGACAUGGGUGGAAUGGCAGAUUAUGCGGGAGCGGAUUGCGAAGGAAGGGAUUGAGGCAUUGGAAUCUACAGCGUAG